This is a messenger RNA of Stereum hirsutum FP-91666 SS1, 939 nucleotides long. RefSeq lists its product as uncharacterized. Bases 1 to 939 code for a protein of 312 amino acids. The transcript has 14 exons. Lineage: Eukaryota; Fungi; Basidiomycota; Agaricomycetes; Russulales; Stereaceae. The record is from RefSeq and is a predicted model, not a curated record.
AUGUUGGCCACUGCACUCGCAUCGAGCGGACUUACACCUGCAAUAGAGCAGGACUUGUCACAAAUCCUCGUUAAUAAGUAUUUCUUCUUGGCCGCCCUGACAGUCGUGAUUUGGGACUAUCUUUGCACACUGCCAGACGAGAUUCAGACAAUAUGGAAAAGGAAUAAACGGCUGCCAACAUACAUCUUCCUCCUCCUCCGUUAUUAUGCCCUUUCGGCUAUGAUAGUUGUUGCCUACGGUAAGUGGUCCAUAGCGUCACACCUGCACGUCGAGAUCAAGCAUCCGGGUUAUAAUGAGGUCGUCCCUUUUAGGCUAUUUUUCUACGAGAAUGACUGGAGAAAGUUGUGCGAAAUGGAGCUACUUCCUCCCUUUGGGAUGCAAACUGUGAUUGGUUUUUGGAUCUGGACAUUCCCCGGUAGCGGGCCUGCCCCCGAUCCGAUCGAUAACACUGAGUUCCAUAUUUGUAUCUUUCUACCUCCGAAGCGAGCAGGGUCUCUGUCUCCUAUAUAUGUACUCUUCGAGCUAGGCUUCGAGACUCUUAUUUUUGUUCUCACCAUGGCGAGGACCUUCUACCUCUACAAGAUGUACCCUGUUGUUGGGUCCAGACGAAGUACUCUAACGCAGUGCUUGAUCCGGGAUGGGGCGCUGUAUUACUUCGCGAUAUUUUCUUUCAAUCUACUGUGGGCAGUCAUGAUUCUCCACGCGCCAACAGGACUGAGAGCUAUUGCCGCCGUACCGACAGCUGCGUUCUCGGCGACACUCAUCAGCAGAAUCACAUUUAACAUCCGUAUCGAAGUCAUGGGCCCCACAAACGUCUUCGAGCGCACGGAGAAUGGCAUACCGCUAGCCAACAUGCAAAGCGAUCGCAAGCCGACAACGCCCCGGGUCCUGAGCAAAUAUGAGAGUUCACGUUCUACGGAGUGGUUUCAGCCAGCCUAA